Molecule: messenger RNA, 3135 nt
Organism: Conger conger (European conger)
Lineage: Eukaryota; Metazoa; Chordata; Actinopteri; Anguilliformes; Congridae
Gene: mpi
Product: mannose phosphate isomerase
Exons: 8
Coding region: 507-1775 (422 amino acids)
Biological process (GO): GDP-mannose biosynthetic process; carbohydrate metabolic process
Cellular component (GO): cytosol
Molecular function (GO): mannose-6-phosphate isomerase activity; zinc ion binding
Source: RefSeq, a predicted model, not a curated record
UUGUAAACGUGGAGGAACAAUUAUGCAGUUUUCACAGCUUUGCCUUUUGUUGGCGCAAUUUAUCCUUGCUCGUAUAUGUUUUUUGUUAAUAUCCAUCACCACAAUUUACCCUUCAAUUUCUUUUACUGGUAGUCCAAUUUUGACACACCUGUCAAAUUGAUAUAUUGUAUUACUAAUCUGCCACAGUAUAGCAUUAGUAGUAUUUUACCAUUCCCACUUAUUACAGAUGUACUAUUUAAUUGACCUGUUUUUUUGUGUGAUUUGCCUGGUUAAUGUGUUUGGAUUUGGGGUAUUGUGGUUAUUGUGUGAAAUGUAACCAGUUGCAACAUGUUCAUACUUAAUCGAGGGAGUGGAAACAUGAGUCGUUAUAUAGCUAUUAAAUAAUUAAUAAUAUUUUUAGUGAAAUGCUUUCAGUGAUCGCAGUCUAUGGUUGAUUUCGGCAAACACACCUGAAAAGCGAUUUUUAUGAGUGACGUCAUUAAGACCGUAAUCCCGAAGCUGCGACCAUGGAGGAAGUGAGAGUAUUCCCACUGUCAUGUGUGGUUCAAAAAUAUGCUUGGGGAAAAGUGGGGCUCAACAGUGAAGUAGCCAAACUUGUUCUUGGAGGGGAUCCGCAAGCAGUAAUCGAAAAUGACCAACCGUACGCCGAGCUGUGGAUGGGUGCUCACCCCAAAGGAGAUGCUCUCAUCAAAGACAAUAGGAUAUCACAGCGGACACUGGGCCAGUGGAUCGCAGAUUGUCCAGGAUGCUUGGGGUCAAAGGUCAAAGACACCUUCCAAGGACAGCUGCCCUUCCUGUUCAAGGUCCUAUCAGUAAACAAUGCACUUUCAAUUCAGGCUCAUCCUAACAGGGAGUUGGCAGCCAGGCUACACGCUCAGUUUCCUGAGCACUACCCUGACAGUAACCACAAGCCAGAGAUGGCCAUUGCCCUGACUCCCUUUGAAGGCCUCUGUGGCUUCCGACCUGUGGAAGAGAUCAUAGGGUUUCUGAAAUCCGUGCCGGAGUUCCACGCCCUGGUGGGCAACGAGGCGGCGGAGGAGCUGCAGAGCAGCACAGGAGACGCGGUGCGCCAGUCCCUCGCCCUCAAAAAGUGCUUCACCAGGAUGAUGAACUGCGAGAAGAAAGUGUUUGUGGACCAGCUCAACAUGCUGGUGAAGAGAGUGUCGGAGGAAGGGGCUGCGGGGAAGGACACGUCAAGCAGUAACGGCGAACUGUUGCUACGGCUACACUCACAGUUCCCUGGUGACAUCGGGUGCUUCUCCAUCUACUUCUUGAACCGAGUGAUACUUCAGCCGGGGGAGGCCAUGUUCCUGGGCGCCAAUGAACCACAUGCAUACCUGUCUGGAGACUGCAUUGAAUGCAUGGCGUGCUCGGACAACACUGUGCGUGCGGGCCUGACCCCCAAGUUCAUCGAUGUCAGCACGCUAUGCGAGAUGCUCAGCUACAGCCCCGCCCCGGCUAGCUCCAAAAUCUUCCCCUCUAUCCAGGACCCAGCAGACCCCUACGUCUUCCUGUACGACCCCCCCGUACCCGACUUCACGGUCAUGAGGAUACAGGUGCCAGGCUCGGUGAAGCAGUACACGGUCUCUCCGGUGGACUGUGCCGGGAUCCUGCUGGUGGUGCAGGGGGAGGCUGCCGCCUCCUCGGCUGGCUCCCUGUCCGACAUGGCCCUGACGCGGGGCUCCGUGCUCUUCAUCUCCGCCAACGAGAGCGUGGUCCUGCACGUCACCUCUCCCGCCGGCAUGACGCUGUUCCGGGCCUGCUGCCUCUUAUAGCGCCCCCCACUGGCCCCCUUCUCAAAGCAACCCCUCUGUCCGGAACCCAGGAGGCCCCUGGCUUCAGAUCAGCAGGGAUCGCCCAAGGCCAGGUGACCUGGGCUUUUAAACAUCACAGUGUGGUCAUUAUAGUGUGGAUUCCACAUGCGUUACACAAUUAUAUAUUACACAGACAUGUACACACACAUACAUACAUACACACACACACACACCCACACCGUGUGGUCAUUAUAGUGUGGAUUACAGGUGUUACACAAUUAUGUUUUACACAGAUAAGUACAUACACACUCACACACAUACACCACACCACUGUGUGGUCACUACACAUGCGUUACACAAUUAUAUAUUACACAGACACAUACACACACUCAUAUCCACAGACAGUGUGAAGUGUGCAGUUCAGUGUGAAUUUGCUGUGAUUCAUCCUGUCCUUUGGGUUACCUUUGCUCGGGAUAGCGUUAUGUUUAGCACAAAAACAGUAUUCUUACAUUUUCUUAGUAUAGCAUUGUUCCUCAUACAUUUUCUCUGUAAAGGUACUUAAAAUAAGCGAUUUCUGACUGACCAGCAUUUCAUCUCUACCCACCUGGGCUGGGGGUAAAUACAUUUGCAUUCACUGUAAAGGAAUGAAAGAAAAAUUCUGCCUGAUAAUGACUUGCGGAAACACCAAGAUAAGUGCUCACUGCUGCAUUAUUUAUGCUUUGCCCAGUGUGUGCCUGUGCAUGCUGACACACACUGAUAUCAAACUGCCAUAGGGAAUGAACUGUUCCAUACAGUAUGCUGUAAAUACAUAAAAGUAUUUUUGAUUUGAACUACAAUGAAAUGUACAGAUAAAUUAAGUACUUCCUUCAAUUUAAUUUACCUUGUUGAAUUAAGGUAUUCACUUGGGUUUAUUUAUGCUUUGUUAAAUGUUACCCUCAGCUCCAAGGCACAUAGAAGAGUGCAUAAACACUGGUUAUUGAAUCCAUCAUACUGUGUCUGUUUAGUUCAGAAGUAAAUAUUACACAAUACUGAAUGAAUUUACCCAUUUAAUGUUACUGAAUUUUCCACCAUGUGUCGAUACAUUACUUUGAGGUAAUUUGCACUAUAGACCUGAGGAUACGUUAUCAUUUCAUAAUCAGUUAGUUGAGCUCAAUGCACGAGAGACUUGAUGUCCGUUGUCUUGAUAAAAUCCCCUCAGGUCAGAUUAAUGGCAUUUAACCAUGCGAGAAUGUGUUUGUCUGCACAGGUACGGAAUAAGGAAAUGCACUGUUGGAAUGAGUCUGCAUUUUUGAGUAUAGCAUGGGUUUGUGAAGAGAGCAUCUGUGAUGUGAUGUAAUGUAAUGUAAUGUAAUGAAUCCAAAUAAACAUGCGGUUAGUAAUA